CUCUUUUCUCUUUUCUAUAUGGAACACUCACAACAGCAAGAAGAAAGUGAUGUGGCUUUUAACGCCUUUAUUGGUGUACUAGUCUCUGUUUGUGGCAAUGCACUUAUUUCUGUGGCAUUGAAUGUGCAAAAGAGAGCUCAUAAUAACAUUCAAAACAAACAAAUGGCCAAUUACUUUGCCAAUAUGGAUGAGCCACCACAAUGGAUAUCAAGCUCGCAAUACAAUGGAGGGUUCAUGCCCGAUGAUGGCUAUUCCUCACCGAGAUCUUCUUUAGAAUAUCAACAGAGACAACGGUCCGAGGAAGACAUUGAACAUCAAAAAUUCAUCAUGACAAUGGCUCAAGAACAGACAAAAGGGGGAGACACAGAAUACUUGAAAUCCAAAUUAUGGUGGUUAGGCAUCUCAUUGAUGAUUUUAGGUGAAGUAGGCAAUUUUGUUGCCUAUGGUUUUGCUCCUGCUUCGACUAUUGCACCUCUUGGUACUACCACACUGGUGGCCAAUGUUAUUCUCGCUCCUCUUAUGCUUAAGGAAGUGUUUAGAAAAAGAGACUUGAUUGGUGUCAUUUUAGCAGUAACAGGUGCAGCUAUGGUUGUGUUUAGUUCAAACUCUGAAGAAACUGCUCUGUCACCUGAAUUAAUCAUGGAAGCACUUACUCAAACACAGUCUAUCGUUUACUUUAUUCUAACAGCCAUUGCUAUUGUUGCAUUGACCAUCUUAUCACCUAUUUAUGGUUCCUCUAGCAUCAUGAUUGACCUGGGUUUGGUGGCUAUCUAUGGUGGUUACACUGUCCUCUCGACCAAAAGCGUGGCAUCCUUAUUGAGCUUAACCUUUUUCAAAAUGUUUGCAUACCCUGUCUCUUACUUGCUUAUUUUUGUAUUGGUUGUUACUGCUGUCUUACAAAUUAAGUACCUGAAUAAGGCCUUACAACGAUUUGACUCUACCGAAGUGAUUCCAACUCAAUUUGUCUUGUUCACUGUGUCUGCCAUCAUUGGCAGUGCAGUACUUUAUCAUGACUUUGAUGACAUGACUCUAGAACAAAUGUCUAGAUUCAUGUCAGGUUGUGCCAUCGAGUUUCUCGGUGUUUAUCUUAUUACUUCAAAACGUGACAAGACACCUCAGCACUCACCUGCCUUGUCCAUCAGUGCUGAUAGUGGUACAGCUGUUUCCUUUUCAGACGAAGAAGCACUUGAUCGAGUCAAUAUGCUUCCUAGUGAACAGCCAAACAGUCGUGUUCGUCCCAAACGUAUUGUUACCACCAACACACCUCAUCAAUCCAUGUCCUAUGAAGCUUGGCAAGAAGCCAAUCCUCACCUUGUCAAUAUCAUGAGCAACAGCAGUGCCAAUAGUCAUACAGGCAAAGGCAGACAUAGUUCAGUAUUUCGAGGUAUCUCGAUGGCUUCUCAAUUAUUGGAUCGCUCUGAUGAACAACAACAGGCUAUUCAAUUGCCUACCUCUUCACCCAAUAGACAAAGGGAUUCUGCAUUGUUAGGCAAUAUCUUGAAUGGCAUCACUUCUGCCAUUACUUCACAUACACACCCUUCCAUGUCACAUCAACCUACUGAAGAAGAUGCAGAUGCUGUUGAGAUUGAGAUACCCACUCCUUCCUCAUUUCAUCAUAGUGAUCGUGAAUUAAUGCCUAUUUCUAAUAGACAGAACAAGUUGAAUGAUGUCUCCAAUGAAGAAUACCGAGAUUUAUCUUAAUACCCCC
This is a messenger RNA of Gilbertella persicaria, 1708 nucleotides long. RefSeq names its product magnesium transporter NIPA-domain-containing protein. Gene Ontology annotation, molecular function: magnesium ion transmembrane transporter activity. Gene Ontology annotation, cellular component: membrane. The transcript is spliced from 7 exons. The coding region runs from base 19 to 1701 and encodes 560 amino acids. The record is from RefSeq and is a predicted model, not a curated record. NCBI's taxonomy places the organism in Eukaryota, Fungi, Mucoromycota, Mucoromycetes, Mucorales, Choanephoraceae. Gene Ontology annotation, biological process: magnesium ion transport.